AUGCACGAGUGUCCCCUUACACAGCACGUUGGGGAACUACACAAACCAUGUGAUUUCUUGUUUACUUUUGCAUCCUUUGACACAACCACACAGUCUUGUCAUGCUUUGCUUCCAAGGAAGAGCAUUGUGGAAUCAGGAUUAAGAGGGACACUAUGGGAAAUUUGGGUCCAAGCAGUCAAUACAAUCAGAACGAGUGUGCACAAAAGGCUGGGGGAGCUGUCUCACGAUUUCGUCGGAAACUGACAAUCACUGAAACCGAACUGGCUUUACCAGUUCUUGCAAUUGGAACUAUGCAAGGUCUUGGUCCUGCUUGUAUCUUCCUGCGCAAGGGCAUUGCUGAGAAGCAAGGGUAUCGAGAGCUGGGUACAGAUGAGAUAGAAGAGCUUCGAGAUGCUUUUGUGGAGUUUGAUAAAGACAAAGAUGGGUUUAUAACCUGCAAAGACCUGGGAAAUCUGAUGAGAAUCAUGGGAUACAUGCCUACUGAGAUGGAGCUUAUUGAGCUUUCCCAGCAGAUCAAUAUGAACCUUGGGGGCCGAGUAGAUUUUCAAGAUUUUGUUGAGCUCAUGACCCCAAAGUUGCUGGAGGAGACAGCCGGAAUGAUUGGAGUGAAAGAAUUGAGAGACGCCUUUAAAGAGUUUGAUGCGAACGGUGAUGGGGAGAUAACACUGGAUGAACUACAACAAGCCAUGCAGAGGCUUCUAGGAGAGAAACUGACGACCAGCGAGAUUGCAGAUGUGGUGCGAGAGGCCGAUCUGAAUGGAGAUGGGACUGUGGAUUUUGAAGAGUUUGUCCGAAUGAUGUCACGCUGACCCUUGACCCACCACAUUUCUAUGUGAUGGCCAAAUUCAUGAAAUUCCUCUAGAGAGGUCCGUUGCUCUCCAGACCACCUCAAUGACCUAGAGCUGAAUAGAACCCCUGGGUACUGUGUUACCUUGGCCUCCAGAUUUCUCUGUGUUCCUCUGCAUAAAUCUUAUAAAUAAAGAUGGCUACUUUUAUAAA
Bombina bombina (fire-bellied toad) is the source of this 999-nucleotide messenger RNA. It is a transcript of the gene CABP5, whose product is annotated as calcium binding protein 5. Gene Ontology annotation, molecular function: calcium ion binding. NCBI's taxonomy places the organism in Eukaryota, Metazoa, Chordata, Amphibia, Anura, Bombinatoridae. The record is from RefSeq and is a predicted model, not a curated record. The transcript has 7 exons. Bases 153 to 809 code for a protein of 218 amino acids.